This is a messenger RNA of Penicillium nucicola, 1545 nucleotides long. RefSeq names its product cytochrome P450. Gene Ontology annotation, molecular function: monooxygenase activity; iron ion binding; oxidoreductase activity, acting on paired donors, with incorporation or reduction of molecular oxygen. The transcript is spliced from 5 exons. NCBI's taxonomy places the organism in Eukaryota, Fungi, Ascomycota, Eurotiomycetes, Eurotiales, Aspergillaceae. The record is from RefSeq and is a predicted model, not a curated record. Bases 1 to 1545 code for a protein of 514 amino acids.
AUGGCCGUGAUAUCAGACACGUUGACCUUCCUAGUGCAGCACCUUCCAGUCAUCCUUUUUCUGGCUGUUAUACUUCACUUAACAAGGAACUAUCUCACACCCGGAGCAUCUUCUAUCCCGGGACCAUUCUUGGCCAAAUUCUCUAAUAUCUGGAGAUUCAUCAAUGUUGCCAAAGGACACGCAGAAGUAACACUCUAUAAACUGCAUCAGGAACAUGGGGAUUAUGUCCGACUGGGUCCGAAUGUGAUCAGCGUGCGGAAUUUGGAUGCUUUGAAGAUGAUUUAUGGUAUUAAUAAAGGUUACCAAAAGACAGAUUUCUAUUGCGUUCAACAACAACUAGCAAAGGGAAGACCGACGCCUACGCUCUUUACUACAACGGAUGAAGAGUUUCAUGCUGCUAUCAAACGGCCUAUCUCCUCGGCUUAUUCUAUGAGUACGCUCACUGAAUUUGAACCGUUUGUUGAUAAGACCAUAUCAACGUUGUUUAAGAAGUUGGAUGGGUUUGUGGAAUCGGGCAGUGUUUGUGAUAUCGCUGCUUGGUUGCAGUAUUAUGCAUUUGAUGUCAUUGGCGAGUUGACUUUCAGUAAGCCGCUUGGCUUUCUUGACAAGGGGGGAGAUGUGGAUGGGAUUAUUGUCGCUUUGGAACAUAUGCUUGAUUAUUCCGGCAAGAUCGGUCAGAUUCCAUGGCUUGACUAUCUUUUUAUCAAAAAUCCCUUGAAGAACCUCUUCGGGCGAGGCUCGACAGGGGCAGUGGCUCGUUUUGCACGCGCACGACUCGAUGAAAGGCUUCAGAUGAGAGGUCCAUCUUCAUCUCCACACAAAGACUUCCUUGCCCGCUUCCUAGAAGCAAAAGCCGAAUAUCCAAACAUAGUCAACGACAACCAAGUCUUCUCGUACACCGUCAGCAAUAUGAACGCAGGCUCAGACACAACAGCCAUCUCCCUACGCGCAAUCCUCUACUAUACUCUCAAGAACCCCGAAGUAUACAAGAAUCUAAACGAAGAACUCACCAACGCCUUCACAGAAAAGAGAAUCUCGUUGCCCGUUUCAUGGAAACAAAGCCAAGAACAACUCCCUUACCUAGAUGCAGUCAUCAAAGAAGCUCUUCGUUUACAUCCCGCCGUGGGACUAAUGCUUGAACGGAUUGUUCCAGCUAAUGGUCUUCAACUUCCUGAUGGGGGUCCGUUCUUACCUGCUGGAACGAUUGUUGGGGCUAAUCCAUGGAUUGUACAUCGGCACCAAGUCUUCGGGGAUGAUGUGGAGGCAUUUAUUCCCCAGCGGUGGCUGAAAAUGGAGGGCGAGACGGAGGAGGUAUUUCACGGCAGGAGACAGAGAAUGCUGCGAGCGACCUUUACGUUUGGAGCAGGGCCCAGGACUUGCAUUGGGAAAAAUGUUAGCUUGUUAGAGAUUUACAAGCUGAUCCCGUCUCUUCUUUUGAGUUAUACGAUUAAGUUGAAGAAUCCCGAUGCUGAUUGGGAGACUUUUAAUGCAUGGUUUGUGAGGCAAAAGAAUAUGGAUGUGAGAUUGGGCCGCACGGCCAGGUGA